Molecule: messenger RNA, 1396 nt
Organism: Triplophysa rosa
Lineage: Eukaryota; Metazoa; Chordata; Actinopteri; Cypriniformes; Nemacheilidae
Gene: rnf207a
Product: ring finger protein 207a
Exons: 6
Coding region: 157-729 (190 amino acids)
Biological process (GO): regulation of cardiac muscle contraction; regulation of heart looping
Cellular component (GO): perinuclear region of cytoplasm
Molecular function (GO): Hsp70 protein binding; transmembrane transporter binding
Source: RefSeq, a predicted model, not a curated record
CUUUAGUGCAUAACAAGGAAAUCACAUACGAGAUACGGGAAUAAAGUCUUGAAACUUAACCCUCUGAAUCCCCAGCCGCUAGAUUGAAGAGGAGACCGUCAAACUGAAGGUUGCAGUCUCUGUUCUCUGCCGUGCCCGUUCCCUCCGCUCAGUGACAUGCCAUUAGGCCGCAGGUCCACCUCUCACAGACACAUUUGCACCAAGGUGCUGCUGGCUGAGGGUAGAGAGUCACCGUUCACCGAACACUGUCGAGACUUUGAGAAAAGUUACAGGGUUCUGCAGACAGAGGUCCAAAAGCUGAAGGAUGAGGUUCAGGAGAUGCACAGAGACCUCACGAUGCAUCAUUCGCUCAUUAACACAGACACCAUGGAUAGCAUCCUCCAAAGGUCUCUGCUCAUUGACCAACAGAUUGCAUCUCUGUAUUCUACCGUGCAGACCCAGAGGGCUGUAUUUGAGGAGAUGUGGGAUGUGACAUUUCAAAGAGUCACCAGUGAGCAGGAGAUCUACGAAGCACAGCUUCAUGACCUUCUGCAGUUAAGGCAGGAAAACGCAUACUUGACAACCAUCGCACGUCAGAUUGGACCCUACAUCUUAUCAAUAGCAAAAGUUAAAGAGCGCCUGGAACACAGGUUACAAAAGCCACACAGUCCUGAGGAUGAUUGCAUGGACACUAUAAAGAUACAAAAUGUGGUACAGUAUAUUUUAAGCUUUUGCCAUAUGUUCACAUAAAGGUUAUGAAAUGUCAUCUGUUUUUCCACCAGUAGUAAUGAGACGAGGUGCUCAGCAGUCUGGUACAGAUGGAUCUGUUAUUCUGCAGCCUGGAGAGACGUUAAAAAAAGAGCAUUGACUACUGCUGGCAAAGAGAGACGCACAAUAUUUUGGAGACCUCCUGCUGCAAAGAGCUGUCACUAUCUGCAUGUUUAGACAAUUAUGAACAUUGACAGCAAACAUGGCAUGUGCCAGCAUGAACUUGGGGCAAGGAGUAGCUGAAAGCUAAGAAGGACGUGGAUUGUGUUAAAGGGAUAGUGCACCCCUAUGUCAUUCCAAACCUGUAUGACUUUCUUUUUCUGCAUAACACAAAUGAUAUUUUGAAGAAUGUUAUAAACCAAACAACAUUUACUUCCAUUUUAUGGACACAAAACCACUGAGACAUUUCUCAAAAUCUCUUUUGUUUUUCAAAGAAAGACGAGUUAUAUACAGGGUUUGUACAACAUGAUGGUGAAUUUGCACAUGAUGGUGGAUAUUUUUUUUAAGGUGAAUAAUCUCUUUAAAAGCAUUUUAAGUGUGUGACACCAAAUGGACCUUAGCACAGACAGAUCAAGUGGAUCAAAUGGCUGAUAAACUUGGUUAUUUUAGAUAGAAGUGCUAUUGUUUUGAAUUGGAUUAUGAACUGUAA